Trichomonas vaginalis G3 is the source of this 531-nucleotide messenger RNA. RefSeq lists its product as uncharacterized. The transcript has a single exon. Bases 1 to 531 code for a protein of 176 amino acids. NCBI's taxonomy places the organism in Eukaryota, Parabasalia, Trichomonadida, Trichomonadidae. The record is from RefSeq and is a predicted model, not a curated record.
AUGGAGAGAGUUACACCAUACGAACCGAAAUCUGCAAGACUCUAUCAUACUCCAUAUCUUCAACCAUUAUGGCUCCCAAAGCCUCCAAUCAAUGCUGUUGCUUCUCCUCGUCCAACAACAAAUAAAUCUCCAAGAAACGUCCUUCGUCAAUACAAUGGUUUAUCAUCAGAUUUCGGAAGAGAUACAAUUCAAUCUCCAACAACAACUCGCGAGUUCAAAAUGAGCAAUUCUCUAACUUACGAUCAACGCUUAAAACAAAACAGCAUAAGACUUCGCAAAUACGAUAACAAACUUGCACAAAAGUAUUCUAAGGUAUUUUCAUGCGAACCAUACAAAUCUUCUAUGAUUGGAGCGUGGCAAAACUCAAUUAUUGAUCAUCAACAUGAACGUGCCAGAAAUGAGACAUUCCAGUAUCAACAACGUGUUAAUUUCAGUAGACAAAGGAGCCAUCGUAUUCACGAAGAAGCAGAAAGAGCUCAUCGCUGGCAAAUGGAAGUUAAUGGAGUUCCAGAGCCACGUUACAACUACUGA